Messenger RNA from Onychostruthus taczanowskii (white-rumped snowfinch), 7920 nucleotides. RefSeq names its product Ras protein specific guanine nucleotide releasing factor 2 (gene RASGRF2). The record is from RefSeq and is a predicted model, not a curated record. Gene Ontology annotation, cellular component: plasma membrane. Gene Ontology annotation, biological process: positive regulation of GTPase activity; Ras protein signal transduction. Gene Ontology annotation, molecular function: protein binding; guanyl-nucleotide exchange factor activity. The coding region runs from base 93 to 3809 and encodes 1238 amino acids. The transcript has 27 exons. NCBI's taxonomy places the organism in Eukaryota, Metazoa, Chordata, Aves, Passeriformes, Passeridae.
GCCGGGGCCGCCCCGUCGGUGCGUGCCGGAGCCCAUGAAUUGCUCCGUGAGCGCCCGGCGAGGCUGCGCCGCGGCCGCGGGCUCCGGGCACCAUGCAGAAGAGCGUGCGGUACAACGAGGGGCACGCCCUGUACCUGGCGCUGCUGGCCCGCAAGGAGGGCACCAAGCGCGGCUACCUCAGCAAGAAGACGGCGGAGACCAACCGCUGGCACGAGAAGUGGUUCGCCCUCUACCAGAACGUGCUCUUCUACUUCGAGGGCGAGCAGAGCGCCCGCCCCGCCGGCAUGUACAUGCUGGAGGGCUGCAACUGCGAGAGGGUGCCCGCUCCCAAGGGAUGCGCCGCGGGCAGCGCCAAGGAUGCCGCGCUGGACAAGCAGCAUUACUUUACUGUUCUCUUUGGCCAUGAGGGGCAGAAGCCACUGGAGCUGCGUUGUGAGGAUGAGGUUGAUGGAGAUGAGUGGGUAGAAGCUAUUCACCAAGCAAGCUACUCGGACAUCCUGAUUGAGCGGGAGGUGCUGAUGCAGAAGUACAUCCACCUGGUGCAGAUCGUGGAGACCGAGAAGGUGGCGGCCAACCAGCUCCGGCACCAGCUGGAGGACCAGGACACGGAGAUCGAGAGGCUCAAGUCGGAGAUUGUAGCACUGAAUAAAACAAAGGAAAAAAUGCGACCUUAUCAAGGCAACCAGGAAGAUGAAGAUCCAGAUAUUAAAAAAAUUAAGAAGGUUCAGAGCUUUAUGCGGGGCUGGCUGUGCAGAAGAAAAUGGAAAACCAUUGUCCAAGACUAUAUUUGUUCUCCUCAUGCAGAGAGCAUGAGGAAGAGGAACCAGAUAGUUUUCAACAUGGUGGAGGCCGAGUCUGAGUACGUGCACCAGCUUUAUGUCCUGGUGAACUGCUUCCUGCGGCCCCUGAGGAUGGCAGCGAGCUCCAAGAAGCCUCCCAUCAGCCACGACGACGUCAGCAGCAUUUUCCUCAACAGUGAAACAAUCAUGUUUCUUCAUGAGAUAUUUCACCAGGGCUUAAAAGCAAGAAUAGCUAACUGGCCUACCUUAAUUCUAGCUGACUUAUUUGACAUUCUGCUGCCAAUGCUGAACAUAUAUCAAGAAUUUGUUCGGAAUCAUCAAUAUAGCCUACAAGUGCUGGCAAACUGUAAGCAAAACAGAGAUUUUGACAAACUCUUGAAGCAAUAUGAAGCCAACCCAGCAUGUGAGGGCAGAAUGCUGGAAACUUUCCUUACCUACCCCAUGUUUCAGAUUCCCAGAUACAUUAUAACACUUCAUGAACUUUUGGCUCACACACCUCACGAACACGUUGAGAGAAAAAGCCUUGAAUUUGCUAAAUCUAAACUAGAAGAACUUUCAAGAGUGAUGCACGACGAGGUGAGUGACACAGAGAACAUCCGUAAGAACCUGGCCAUAGAGAGGACCAUAGUGGAGGGCUGUGACAUACUGCUAGACACCAGCCAAACCUUUAUCCGCCAAGGUUCCCUUAUUCAGGUCCCCUCAGUUGAGAGGGGAAAGCUGAGUAAAGUUCGCCUGGGCUCGCUGUCUUUGAAGAAAGAAGGAGAAAGACAAUGCUUCUUGUUUACAAAACACUUCUUAAUUUGUACAAGAAGUUCAGGAGGAAAACUGCAUCUUCUUAAGACAGGAGGUGUUCUGUCUCUGAUAGAAUGCACACUGGUCGAGGAGACAGAAGCGAGUGAUGAUGAUUCCAAAGGUUCUGGGCAGGUGUUUGGACACCUGGAUUUCAAGCUGAUAGUGGAGCCCGCGGAUGCUCCUCCUUUCACUGUUGUGCUUUUGGCCCCGUCACGGCAGGAGAAAGCUGCAUGGACAAGUGACAUCAGCCAGUGCAUUGAUAAUAUAAGGUGCAAUGGAUUAAUGACAAUAGUGUUUGAAGAAAACUCCAAAGUCACAGUGCCACAUAUGAUCAAAUCUGACGCCCGUCUUCACAGAGAUGACAUCGAUAUUUGCUUCAGCAAGACGCUGAAUUCCUGCAAAGUCCCCCAAAUCCGCUACGCGAGCGUGGAGCGCCUCUUGGAGCGGCUGACGGACCUGCGGUUCCUGAGCAUCGACUUCCUCAACACCUUCCUGCACACCUACCGCAUCUUCACCACCGCCGCCGUGGUCCUGGAGAAGCUCUCCGACAUCUACCGGCGGCCCUUCACCUCCAUUCCUGUCAGGUCUUUGGAGCUGUUCUUUGCCACCAGUCAGAACAACAGAGGGGAGUACCUGGCUGAUGGCAAGUCGCCGCACCUCUGCCGCAAGUUUUCCUCUCCUCCUCCCCUGUCCCUCUCCAGGACCUCCUCCCCCGCCAGGACCCGCAAACUGUCCCUGACCUCCUCGCUGAACUCCAGGAUCGGUGCCCUCGACCUCUCAGCCUCGUCUGUGGCCAGCAGUCCUACCUCAAACUACAGCCCGGCCACGUCGCCGCCGCCCACGGGCAGCAAGGCGCCGCUGGACCUGAGCCGGGGGCUGUCGUCCCCCGAGCAGAGCCCGGGCUCGACCGAGGACAGCCUGGAGAACCCACGCCUGGACCUCUGCAACAAGCUGAGGAGGAGCAUCCGCAGAGCAGUUCUGGAAACUGUGUCAGUGGACAGGACCAUUCCUGAGAGCACCUCAGUGGUGGACACUGCAGAGCUGUCCCCGUGCAGGUCCCCUUCGACGCCGCGUCACCUCCGCUACCGGCAGCCGGGAGUGCAGACUGCUGACAACAGCCACUGCUCAGUGUCUCCUGCUUCUGCUUUUGCCAUUGCCACAGCUGCAGCUGGGCACGGGAGCCCGCCAGGGUUCAACAACUCGGAGCGCACGUGCGACAAGGAGUUCAUCAUCCGCAGGGCCGCCACCAACCGCGUGCUCAACGUGCUGCGCCACUGGGUCUCCAAACACUCACAGGAUUUUGAGCUGAACAACGAGCUCAAAAUGAAUGUGUUAAAUUUGCUGGAGGAAGUUUUGAGAGACCCUGACCUUCUGCCACAAGAAAGGAAAGCUACUGCAAACAUACUGAGGACUCUUUCUCAGGAUGAUCAAGAUGAUAACCAUUUGAAAAUAGAGGAUAUCAUUCAGAUGCCAGACUGCCCCAAGCCCGAGUGCUUCGAGACGCUGUCGGCCAUGGAGCUGGCGGAGCAGAUCACCCUGCUGGACCACGUCGUGUUCCGCAGCAUCCCCUACGAAGAGUUCCUUGGUCAGGGCUGGAUGAAAGUGGAUAAAAAUGAGAGAACGCCCUAUAUUAUGAAAACUAGUCAACAUUUCAAUGAUAUGAGCAACCUGGUGGCCUCCCAGAUCAUGAGCUACGCCGACGUGCCCUCGCGGGCCGGCGCCAUCGAGAAGUGGGUGGCGGUGGCCGACAUCUGCCGCUGCCUGCACAACUACAACGGCGUGCUGGAGAUCACCUCGGCCCUCAACAGAAGUGCCAUCUACAGGCUCAAGAAAACCUGGGCAAAGGUGUCCAAACAGACAAAGGCACUCAUGGACAAGCUUCAGAAGACUGUGUCAUCUGAGGGAAGAUUUAAAAACCUGAGAGAAAUGCUCAAAAACUGUAACCCACCUGCUGUUCCCUACCUUGGGAUGUACCUGACCGACCUGGCAUUUAUUGAGGAAGGAACACCCAACUUCACUGAGGAAGGCCUUGUCAAUUUCUCCAAAAUGAGAAUGAUCUCACACAUCAUCAGGGAAAUCCGCCAGUUCCAGCAGACCUCCUACCGCAUCGAGCACCAGCAGAAGGUCACUCACUACCUGCUGGACAAGACCCUCAUCAUCGACGAGGACACCCUGUACGAGCUGUCCCUGAAGAUCGAGCCCCGGCUCCCCGCCUGAGCCCUGCACAGCCCUGCAGACAGCUCUGGGACAGGGCAACCACGCCUGCCACCACCUAAACACAGCCAGAGAAACUCUCACAAGUGUGCCAGCUCUCUUUUCUAAUAAGAGAUACAGAGUCUCACUGCCUUUCCCUCUCAGGCAACACAAACCAGUGUGGGAGGUGAAAGGCAAAGACCUUUCCUGCCCGGCUUAAGCGAUGUCUGCUUUGCAAAGAUCAUGUUUGGCACUAGGGACCAUGAUUUCCUGGAAAACAGGAGACUUUCCUGUGAACAGGCGCUCACUGCAGCCACCUCACGUGGCAAAUCAAGGGUACAGAUUUAAAUGGUGGUAAUAGACUCAGGUGUGUUAGGAUAAAUAAGCGAAGUGAGGUGGCUGGGUUGAUGGCUAGCUAUGCGUUCACUGAGGCAGUAAUGGCUGUGGUGUUCUCAUUGUGUUAAUUUCGUUGAAAAAGCAGGAUUUUAGCACUCAUCUGCUACUUUGGAGUGAUAUUAAGACAGCAUCUAGUAACUUCUGGUCUGCAGUUGUUUCAAAUACCUGCUGUACAUUUAAUGCUACUCGUUGCAAAACACUUUCUUAUUUAAAUGUCUCGUCAGCCUUUUCUAAGGUGACUGAUUGUAUCUGUACAAAUGAUUUGUAGAUAUGUUUUUCAUCAGUGAGAGUAUUUACAGCAUGGAAAGCAAAUUCACUGGUGGAAUAGUUGUGAAUAGUUGUAAAUAGUUGCCAGCUGGGAGGGUGAGGGACCCAGAGGGGUGGUGCAGGGGAUGGGGAGUUGUGUUGCACACAGCUCUGCAAGAGGCACCUUAUUUUCCUGCAGCUUCUCUGACAAGUCAGGCUACAGAGCACACUCUGGACACACUGUGGAGAGAAAUACUUGUCUGUCUGGCAGCAGGUGGUGAUCAGCAGUGAACACUUGGAGCUGCAGUGACAGUUUCGUUUUACGUGGAAUCAGUGGUUUGAAAAACGUCUGUUUUUUGGUGUUUUGGCGUUUGUUUUUGUUUUUGUUCAGCCAUUUGGCGUUGACUUAGCUGCAAAACUGAAAGUGUCAGUGGCAAACAUUGAAUGCCAGCAAACACAACGUAUGUAUUUCUGCAUACUGGUAACUAUCACUUGCUUUUGUUUGAGAAAAUGUGCUUUUUGUAAAUGUCUUCAGAGCCUCUGCUUUUGUGGCAUACCAGGUGGACAGAUGUAAUUUCUACAGUAGUUGUUGUACUUCUUGUAUUUUCCUCAUCAAGAGUGGCCUGUUGUAGCUGCAUGGGAAGUGAGCUCAAAUGCUGUGAAGGGCAUCAUAGUAUAAACCACAGGUGUUAGCACUGUUGAAAACAAAAAUUGGCUGGAAAAGUGUCCUUACUUUUCCAAUGAUACUCAGCCAGUUGAAGAAAUAGGGCUAUCUCACCGUUUACCUCCCUUAAAUCCUCUCAGGGAGACAGAUGUUUAAAACAGAUUGUGACUUAGGCCUAUUUGAUCUGACAUAUCUUACACAGUCGUGAUGCUUCUUAACGCUGGCAAUGAAAAAUGGACCUGCCUGGCUUGUGGUUUUUUGUCUUUAUUUGCACUUUAAUUACAUUGCUGGCCCAGCCCAGAGCUGCACAACGAGUUCCAUUUGUUCUGUCUGAGUGUGAGCGCCAGCAUCUACAAAUGUACCUUAGCAACUGCAAAUUUCAUUAAGGUCCUUCUCCACAAGGACCAUCUCCUUGUAAAUAACUGCAUGGGGAGGUGUCACAGAGACUGGAAAAUUCCUCCAUUAGAAAAGCAGACAGCAGGAGAGAAGGACGUGCUAGGAACACUUUAAAUAGUUCUGGCUGAUGAUUGCUGUGGAAAUGUUACUUAUAGAAUCUUCUUGUUGUUAAAAAAAAUGUGUUUGUUUCUUUUGGCUAAUGAUUGACAAGAAGCUGAUUGCAUCCCAGUGCAUGAUAUGAGGAGAAAAAAAAAAGAGCAUGGUUUAUUUGGACCACAAAACCAACUGACUGUGUAUUCUCUGUACAAAAGCAGUUACUGCUCAGUAGCUUCAUAAAACACUUGGAAGUAAUGGAGCAACAGGGAAAGUGUGGUCCAAAAAGUGAUUUCUGACGUUGUUUCUAUUGUUUCCUUGUUAACAAAGAAGGCGUGUUACAGCUGUCAGUGUGAACGUGCAUCUCUGUUGUACGCUGUGAAGUGCUGCUUUGUCUGCCUGUGCCCGGUUUUACCAAAUCUCGGUGUUGUUAGGGUCACAGGGUGCAGAUCCUCGUCGUGCUCCUGUCAGAGCUCCUUGCUGUGUGCUUCACACGUGUGUGCUGCGUUCAGGGCUGGCUCGCAGGGCUGUGCUGUGCCCGUGUGGCCGGGGGGGACACGGGGGCAGGGCAGGGCUGGAAAUCACUGGAAAUGUGCUGGUCCAACCCCGUUUGGGGUCCUGCUCACAUGCCAAAGGUUGCCUCUUGCCCCAGCGGCCAGUUUAGGUCAGAAUCGGGAGAGUCGGAUGCUUGAUCUGUGUUCGUAGCAGCAGCAGCAGCAGCAGCAAAAUUGUUUAACACUUACUACGGCUGCAGUAAUGUUUGACUUGCUGAUGGCUUCAUGUCGAUGUUUUUGCUUGGGGAUACAAUGCUUUUGUCAAAGCACAGGGAAAAGCGAGCCGCAGCCCUCGGCGGGGCUGCAGCCCGCGGGCACAGCUGGAACAGCUGUUCUGCAGCCGCUGGCGCUGGGCUGCGGCUGUCAGCCGGCAGCAGCUCCCGCUUUCUGUGAGGCUUCGCCUUGUCCCGCUGCCACCAGCGCAGCCCGCAGGGACGCAUCUCGCUCACCGCACCUCGCCUCUGCUCUCUGGGGAGCCCGGCUCCCGGAGGACGCUGCGCUCUCGCUGUUUUUUGGGAUCUUCCCGCAGCUUCUCGGGCCGCGGGAGCAGGGCAGCCCGGCGGAGGGAGCAGGGCAGCCCCGCGGGCAGGAUGCCCUGGGCGCAGAAGGGCCGAAGCGCCUCUCCACUUGCCUUGUGAGCCCCCGGCCUGCCGGCAGCGGGCGGGGGCUGCUCCCAGCCCGGCGGGGCCGGGCGGCCUUGGGGAUAAAGCAUUUCCAGCCGCUGCUCCGCUCCGGGCCGGGCCCCGCAUGUGUAGCAGCCCGGACGGGACCCCCGGGAGCCGGGCAGCAGCACAGACACGUCCCCUCCCGCGACGGAGAGCGUUCGUCACUCGCUGACACAGGGUUAGAGUUGCCUUCACCCCCAGCCUUCACCCUCUGCCCCCGGAGCCAGCAGCGUUGUUGGUGACCGAGCCCCCGAGCGCUCGCCGUGUCGGGGAGAACCCCUGGAUUCACAGCGGCGCUGUGUGUUCCGUGUGUCCCUUUCCUCUGGCUCGUCCUGUGACACACGGACACGCAGCUUCGCGGUGAGAGGUGGCAAGUGGCACUGGUCACCCUGAUUUCGGGGUAAGGAGGAGGUCCCCCGUCCUCUUUCCGCUUUCCUAGUUUUCAGUGCUGAUUAUUGUUCUGUAGGACAAAAAGGAACUUAAUUAUUUUAAUUAUUUAUUAAUUUAAAGCGUGUUGAUUUUGAUUUCAGAACAUGUUAAUUAUCCCAGAUUUUCCUUCAUGUGUGUUAUUUAUUUUAAGGGUUUUACAAAGACAUUGUUUUGUUUGUAUCGACAUUCGGUCUUUCAUCCUUUCACUCUCAGCAGCAACGCUAAACCCUGAUGAGUUACAACUCUCACCCAUUGUGACAUUUUUACCUGCUCAUAAUUUCACUCACCAAGGGCAAAACCCUUCAGACCUCAUUCUGAUAAUACCUUAGGCUUCACCGAGAGCUUUUCAUAAGUCUUUGGGGAUCUGGCUCUCAGCUAUUUGCCUGUUACAGUGUUUGCCUCCAAAGGUCAAAUGUCUCUGUCUAGGAUGCUUCAUGUCCAAAAUGCUGCUCAGUGAAGGUUGUUCUGUUGUACCUGAGGUAGUCUCUGAAGUUCUGUUACCUAGGGCAGUAGAUGUGUGUUUAUUUGACAGAUGUACCUGUAUGGAACGUGUUGCUUAGUGCACAAUCCAGAUGUUUUUGCAUGUAUUGCAACUUCUCUUCUGACCCGAGGUUAUUGCUUUGUAUUGUUAGUAAAGCAUACCAGGCCAGCUGUUUUGCCUGUGUGCUAAUAAACAUCCUUUUCUUUCCUGA